This is a messenger RNA of Staurois parvus, 318 nucleotides long. The record is from the annotation of a GenBank genome assembly. NCBI's taxonomy places the organism in Eukaryota, Metazoa, Chordata, Amphibia, Anura, Ranidae.
GAUGACCAGAGACUGCGGACGUAGUACAGGAGAUGACCAGAGACUGCAGACACACUACAGGAGAUGACCAGAGACUGUGGACACAGUACAGGAGAUGACCAGAGACUAUGGACACAGUACAGGAGAUGACCAGAGACUGCAGACAGUACAGGAGAUGACCAGAGACUGCGGACACAGUACAGAUGACCAGAGACUGCAGACAGUACAGGAGAUGACUAGAGACUGCAGACAGUACAUGAGAUGACCAGAGACUGCAGACAGUACAUGAGAUGACCAGAGACUGCAGACAGUACAGGAGAUGACCAGAGACUGCGGACA